Messenger RNA from Hippocampus comes (tiger tail seahorse), 3521 nucleotides. Its product is annotated as KIAA0753 ortholog. Bases 527 to 3400 code for a protein of 957 amino acids. The transcript has 19 exons. The record is from RefSeq and is a predicted model, not a curated record. Gene Ontology annotation, cellular component: microtubule organizing center; centriolar satellite. Gene Ontology annotation, biological process: protein localization to centrosome; centriole replication. NCBI's taxonomy places the organism in Eukaryota, Metazoa, Chordata, Actinopteri, Syngnathiformes, Syngnathidae.
UGGCUACGUAAACCCAUUCAUUAAUUUUUUUUGUAAAAGCGAUUCUUAUAACUUAUAAGCUCUUUGUCUUACAGCUGAGAUCACUUUGCUCAGAGCUGUGGAAAUAGAGCUAUUUACGGGGAAGAAUGCAUUAUUGUUGUAAAAAUCGUAUGUUAUGUACUGCUGUCAGUGGUGCUGUACUUACAAUUCUGUAAAAGUUACUCCAGUACCAUUUUAGCUCUUUCGCUUUCCGUACUUCGUACUUCCUGUCAACGACGAUUCGUUGUCAUGGCGGUACAGGUUUAUUUUUUUUUUGUUUUAAUCACGGAGUGGUUUGAACAACUUUAAAUUUGGAUUUUUAAAUCAUUACUCAAGCACAGAAACUAUACAUAUCAAGGUUUCAUCAAAGCAUCGGCAUUUGGUUUUUAUUAAUUAUUGGACGGAAACGUCCAACAAAAUACGAUGUUUGCGAUUUUUAUGCUAAUUUGACCCGACAUGCCGGUCCUUCCCGCUGUUAUGAAUUCAUUUUUAAACUAUAAUCGCCGCGAUGAUUUCCACUGGACAGCAAACUAAUGGUAGGGAAUGGGUUGUUUUGGCUUCAAACCGAAACACCCACAACGGUGGCUAUUUAUACACUGCAACAUCCCAAACCAAGCUGCUGUUCAAUGAAGCUGUGGCCGCCAGCUUCAGGAACCGCGCCACAGCUGUGGGUCCUCCGGCCGCCAUAGUCAUUGAGAAGCUACUCCCGCUACCGCCAGGUGAGCGGCAGAAGGACGUGGACAGCAGUGUUAAAACCUCGCUCGGCUUUAGCAGUCUCUCCGAGGAAAAGCUGCAAGCUGCGGUAGACCUAGCCAAGAGGGAUCUGAGGCGGAGACGUUUCCAAGCCAUGUGCAGGCCGUCGACAGACUCUUUGGGAGAUGCUUCCGUGGUGGACAUUUGCAAUAGUACGCUGCCUCAGAUGACAACCAAACUGAGUCUGAAAGAGAGACUGGCGAGAUCUGGAUCCAAACAGCCCGCUUCAAAGAGGCAUCCCGCGCAUUCCAAGCAAAAAGGCCAUCCAGCCACCUCAACAAGGCCGGUAGUAGGUGCAAACCAGCACGAUCUCUUAAGGCAGGAGGUCCGCAAGCUUCAGAAUGAACUUGAAAGUCUAAAAAAGGGCCUGGAUCCAGAGGUAAACUCACUUGGAGCCAGACAGCAACAGGACGUGGCCAAGAAGCCCCCCAUGACAUCCAGGGUCCACAUUCAUCAGCCCCCCUCAACAGGACAUAUGAUUCUCAGGACAUCAGAUUUCCCAGACCAGGAGGAUCUCCUGAGACAGGAGAUAUUGAAGCUGCAAAAGAACUCUGAGAGUGCAUUAAUACAGCCAUCGGGGUCCGUGAGCCAGCUGGAUCUCUUAGGCCAAGAGAUGCACAAGCUUCACGCCGAGCUAGAAAACUUCAUCCAGCAAGUGGAGAAACUGUCUAUCAGAGACAUUUCAUAUGUUAAAAAUGAGCACAAUGUGGCGGAAGAUCUGGAACCCGGUGAGCAGGAGAAGCUGGAGGUACGCUGGCAGAAGCAGUCCGAGCGCUCGUCACGGAUCAUCUACGCUCUCCACCAGCAGAUCAAAGCGACACAACAGUACAUUGAGAAGCUUCACAACCAGAGCAUGUGGGAUGAUAAAAAGUCUACAGCCAUCCAGCGUCUUGCAGGUGCCCAUCGUGGCACCCUGAAAGCUUUGCAGGUGGUCAACUGCCAACUUGCCGAACAGCGUCAUAGCAAACUGCCACCUCAUUGUGCAGAACUGAGCCGGCUCAUUUGCCAGCUCUCCCUGUGCUCAGCCAGGAUACAAGUGGAGCCGGGCUCGCCCAUGCCAGAGAUGUCUCGCGAAAUCCUGCGUGAAUUAGAGAUUUUGGACUAUGCCAUCAGCAAACACAAAUUACAGCAAGCCUUGCAAGAUCCAGCUUGUCCUUCACAGAAGAAGUCGUCCACUUAUCCCAGGAUGUUGCCCGCCAUCAAAGCACCUAGGGGAAGUGGUGUGGCUCACGGACCCCCGAAGGCCAGCAAUCCACCGAGAAGUAGCCAUGUUCGGAGAAUGGCGAUGCAGAAGCGGCGUGGACUGGACAAGCCGGUUGGCCUGCAGGGGGCGCCGCAACAGUUCAAGAGAAACUCCCCUGGCAAAAAAAAUCACCAGGCUCCAAAAGUGAAGGGCAAUUUUGGGAAGGAGGACGCACAUUUCAAAGAACCCACAGUUUCCUCUCGCCUCCGAGUCAAUGAGUUUCCUCACAGGGAGCCGUCUGUGCCGUGGAUACCGGCGUCGUGUUCUCUCUCGCCGCCACGUUCCCGUCACAAGACGACAUCCGAGCCAAGAUGCCUCUCAUCUCCGGCCAAGCUGUUGUCCUCCUCGAGUCCCGAGAAAGCCCAUGUGGGAUUCAGCGAAGCGGCUCACCCAAGCUCAGAAAAGAAGCAACAAGCCCAGAAUGAAGCACUCAAAGCCGCAUGGUUGGACAAGCUCACCGCGGAACGACUAAAGGACCUUAACCAGCUGACACGAGUGGAGGCCGAACGCAUUGAACGACUGAGGGCCGAGGUUGUCUCGCCGACUCAGUGGGCUGAAAGGGCUGAGCAGCAGGUGCGAGAGAGAAUCGGACCGCUUCUAGAUGAGGCCAAGCAUAUCGGAGAGUCCUGGAGCAGGAGUGACUUGCCGCUGAGGAAUAAGCUGUCAGAGCAGGCUGCAAUGAGGGUGGCCGAGCGAGGCGAGGAGGCGGGCGGGUUCCUUCCGGAAGAUCACUUAGAGGAGGCAGCGCUGCGGGUUCUGCAAGCCCCCACCCUCGAGGGAAUGCUGCAGCGCAUGGAGGAGAUACAGAGGGACCAUGAGCAAGUGAGGAGACGAAUCGCCUCGAUCGCCUACUCAGAUGCUCAUCAAUGGGAGCAGCCAGCAGGCUCUCAGGUCGAGGUUCCAGGCUCGAGGCCAAGCUCUCCACAACCAAUUAGAAUGACCAAGCGAAUGCCAAGCCAGCCUGCGGCCGCUGAUAUUGUUCUGGGUGAACCCGUAGAAAUAGGAGUCGUCUCAGAGAGCAGCCUCAUGGAGGAGGCAUCCCAGGAAGACGGCCUUCCGAUAUUCCCCGGUCCCAAGGAGGGUGGCGCGGUGAGGACGGUCAUCAGCGUGCCCGGCAGCAUGCUGAGAAGCAUUCGACACUACCGUGACGACUUUGAUUCAUAUCUACACCGUGCGGCUAAUGAGAGCGGGAAUGGCGAUGUCAACUUCUGGUCCAUCGCAGACAGCCUGGCAGACGAGUUGUUGUGGGACGCGGCCGGUGACGUGGCGGCUGAAUUCCAGGACGUGAUGGAGGAGUGCGCCGAGGCCGUUUUCACCGCCGAGUUCCUGCAACUGAUCCACUCGCCUCGCGUCGCUUCCUCUUCCUCCUCCUUGGUCAACCAAUAGGUGCUCGCAGCUCAUGGGAUUGUCUUUUUAAUUUAUUUUGUACAGGAGGGAAUUGAAUUAAUUGGGAGUAUGCGUGUCUGUGUUAUUUGUUUUUUUUUUAAAUAAACUAAAGCUCCAACAA